This is a messenger RNA of Fonsecaea multimorphosa CBS 102226, 876 nucleotides long. RefSeq lists its product as uncharacterized. NCBI's taxonomy places the organism in Eukaryota, Fungi, Ascomycota, Eurotiomycetes, Chaetothyriales, Herpotrichiellaceae. The transcript has 2 exons. Gene Ontology annotation, cellular component: nucleus; cytosol. The record is from RefSeq and is a predicted model, not a curated record. Bases 1 to 876 code for a protein of 291 amino acids.
AUGGGCUCACUUCCCCCCUCCACCGAGACCCUCACAUUGCACCUCGCGAUCCUGAUCUGUGAGGUCCUCCCGCCGCCAGUCUCCCGCCUGCGUGGUCCCUUUGAUCAGAUCUUUCAAACCUUUUUUGAUCGUGGCGCAAAACGCCUCUCGGAGGGCUACUCCGACGAACAGUGGCCUGGGGCCGAGAAGCAGAUCAAAGUCAGAACAACGCCGUACAAUGCCACGGCCGGCCAGUUGCCCGACACGGAGGCUUUGGAAGGGCUCGAUGCGCUGGUUGUCACAGGGAGUUCGGCGGGAGCGUAUGAGGACAUUGAGUGGGUGAAGAACCUCGGGAGAUUCUUACAAGACACAUACAAGCAACAUCCCAAAGUGAAAAUCUUCGGGACCUGCUUCGGCCAUCAAAUCAUCAACCAGUCGCUAUUCUCGCACACCGGCGGCCUCCACGUCAUGAAGAAUCCACGAGGCUGGGAACUCGGCGUGUAUGAGAUCACCCUCAAUCCCAAGUUCGCCAGCUGCUUUCCUCGUCAGCUCAAGUCUCCUGCCCGCGCUUCGCCGUCGCGAAUACAGCUGCAACUCUCGCAUCAGGACACCGUGGUCGUUACUCAGAGUGCACAGUUGCCUCCCGAGUGCGUGGAAGUCGGCUCCACGGCCCUCUGUGGCAUGCAGGGCAUGUACGUGCCUAGUCGGGUGCUGACACUGCAGGCGCACCCGGAGUUUGAUCGCGAAGUCAACGGCGCGUGUAUCCGCGAGAUUGUAGGGGCGGACUGGCCGGUUGAGGAGACGAGGGAGUACUUGCGCAUGACGGACAAGGACGACGACGCCGCGCUGAUCGAAGAGGUGGUGAUGGAAUUUUUGCUUCAGGGCUCCAAGUCUUAG